AUGCAAUUGAUUUCCGCAUGUCUCAAGGCUCUUAGAAAUAUCGUGUCCACGGAUGAGCAUUCACUAAGAGUUCCGAUUAAAACAGACGAUUUGGGAGAUAAGGAUACAGAGCACCGUAGGUAUAAAGUCGAAUUGGAAAUCAUUAAACAUCACCAUGGUGAAAAUUCUGAAAUCGGGGCAAAGGUGACAAGUUGGUUAAAACAAUCCAAGGCAAGUGUACUCGUUUAUUUGAUUGGUUCGAUGUGUGCGAUACCAACUACCAUGCUGGUUGCGACUGCACUUUCUAAUAUUGUAUGUAAUCUGACGAAGGACGAUCUGAGGUGUAUUGAACAGACCCAACAUGUUCUAGACGCGACAAGAGAAACCCGAUCUCAAAGUUUCUUACUACAACAAACGAUCACCAAAAGGCGCUUGUUGGAUGAGUCUCGUGAGCGAAACUAUAAGGAGUCAGGAAAAAAAUCAACGUCAACUAGACACGGAAGAAAUAUCCCAUAUUAUUGCGAAUCUGAUGUAGAAGAAUGCUUAGAUUCAGAUUUAGAGAAUUUAGAAGAAUCUAAGAAUAAAAAUGCAAGAUCACUUGUCCGUGAGCACGUUAUGCCCAACAGUUCGUUCAGUUACACACCUAAUAAACCCGUUGAAGAAUAUUCUGCACGCAUAAUUUGUGAUUUUAAUAUGACGAUACAACUUUAUUUGAUGCCAAAAGUUUUGGAUCGAGAUAUGCUUGAACGAUCCUACAUCAUUGAAUGUCUGUCACCAAUUCUCCACGCAUUUCGCAAUGCAUUUCCUGAUGUGGGCAGAAAAAGACGUGAGAUAAAUCAAAGAGGCAAACAACACGUUUAUGAGUUAUCAGACGCAAGAGAACUGUUGAAUGUUGAAGUAUCUGGACCUUGUAGAUUUACAAAAAAGCAUACGGUUGGCGAUAUAAAAAAACUAUUAGUGAUGGCUAUCUGCAGUCUGUGUCGACUCCUUGGCAACAAUCUUGAUUUCAACAUAAAAGAUGCCAAAGAUGUUAAACUUAUAAUAUCCAGGUUAUAG
Molecule: messenger RNA, 1035 nt
Organism: Acaulospora morrowiae
Lineage: Eukaryota; Fungi; Glomeromycota; Glomeromycetes; Diversisporales; Acaulosporaceae
Source: the annotation of a GenBank genome assembly